CCUCCCCCUCCGCAGCAGAAACCACGUGACGUCUUCAGAUUGACAAAGAUGAACAUGGCGACGAGGAAUUCAUAGAAAUCCGUUUUCCGAAGCGAUUUAAAGCUCCGACGGGCGACUUAAUCCGAUUCUACACCCGAGUCCGCGCUCCAGUAGGAAGGACAAAGCGGAGCCGACAUGGAGAACUGCAGCUUCCAGGCGCAGCUGCUGUCCGUCAUGGAGAUCCUGGCCCGGGCGGCGGUGGCUGAAAUCAACCGGCGGGUGGACGACGGCUGCGCGGUGCUGCGGCUGGAGGUGAGCCGCAGCCGGCGGGACAUCGAGGCGCUGAAGAAGAAGUGUGACACGAUGGAGGCCGAGCUGAGGAGGACGAGGAUGAGAGCCCGGAGGAAGGUGUUUUAUCCUCCAGCAGCUGAGCGAUGUGCUCCUCUCGUCAAACUAGUUUUGAACAAAGACAGAGAGAUCACGGUUUGGGAUGGCUCAAUGGACGCGGUCACGCAAAGUCAACAACCCCCACAGUGCACAGACUUGGAGCCUGCUCAUGAAGCUGAGGUGGUACAGAUUAAAGAAGAGACCGCAGAGGACGAGGACACCUGGAGGAACCAGCAGGAGGACAACACGAUCUCUGAAGCCGUGCAGCCGCCAUGUUUUGAUGUUUCACAACCUGCUCAGACUGACGACUUUGUGGAAUGUUACCACUCAGCCGAGAACCCGACAAACCUUGGCUCUCUUCUGCCCCCAUCAGGUGACUUAAACACAUUCCCGGAGCAGCACCUUACCGAAAGUGAAAACGACAGUGUAGUUCUCGUGAAACAUGAGGAAAAGCAACGUGAGAACGCUGUGCCGCUUGAUUCAAGGUGCAUGUUUGUCGUGGAAGAGGCCAACGGGCAGCUGUGGUCCAACCAGGCCAGAGACGCUGGAGAUCCAGGAUUCUCCUACACAGAACAACAGUUUGAGCCCGUUUCCUCCCUGUUCACGUCUCAGAGUGGUUUGCAUUUGAAUCAGUGUUCGUCUGACGACGUGGUGUUGCAGAUUCACUCAGAGAAACUGCCUUCUCUGGAGGCGGGUGCUGCACGAGCAAAAAAGCGUGUCAAAGUGUUUGGUUCUAAGCCACCUCAACCGGCGCACGUACUCAGCGGACACGAUGCUUCAUCCUCAGUUAACUCCACAGAUCAAAACUCAGUCCCGUUCGGUGAGCCUGCGCCGCCCACAGGGAAUGAAUGCCAGAAUCUGCUGGCGGCAAAUCCGACGGCAUCUGCUCCGAUAUUGUACGGGCACAGCCGAAGCAACUUCGGCGUGGCGAAAAGAAUGAGGACACCGUGGAGAUGCGGCGUGGGCGAGAAGCGAUUCGGCUGCACGUACUGCGACAAAAACUUCACCAGGUUCAGUCAGCUGAAGGAGCACCUGAGGAGUCACACAGGGGAGAAACCGUUCAGCUGCGCUCAGUGCGGUCGCAGCUUCACCAAGCACUGCAACCUGAUCCGGCACGCUGUGGUGCACAGCGGGGAGAAGCCCUACGGGUGCGCGCUGUGCGGCAAGUGCUUCACACAGCGCUCCAGUCUGACGUCCCACCAGAAGACCGCCCACUGAGUCCACGGUGCCUUAAAGGAACAAUACUUUGGUCCGUUAGCGUUUGUACAUAGA
Molecule: messenger RNA, 1638 nt
Organism: Thalassophryne amazonica
Lineage: Eukaryota; Metazoa; Chordata; Actinopteri; Batrachoidiformes; Batrachoididae
Exons: 4
Coding region: 175-1584 (469 amino acids)
Source: RefSeq, a predicted model, not a curated record